GGAUCCUCACUAUGACUCUGUUUCGGUGAGAGAUAACGGAUCUCCGGAGGAUCCAGGUCGUGGCCAACACGCCAUGAUUACCGAUCCGAUGUCGUGGCUGGUCCUCGGUGAGGCUUUGCAGUUUGAUGGCAUUCGACGUCAACUUUCUGGCGCCCAGCCAAGUUGGGCGGAUGCCGGUGCCAACGGCCGCGAGGCUCAGCAGCUUCUGGCUUUGCAUGGGUCUUUGCUUCAACAUCUUCAUUCUGAGCCACCUGGGCUGGGAGGCAAGCUCGGGGUUCAUGCAAGGCUUCGUUUUGGAGUACAUGCUGAGCUUCGACAAUUUAUUCGUUUUCCAUUUGAUUUUUGCCUACUACUGUACUCCAGAGGCACUGGUUUAUCGUGCUCUCUACUUCGGCAUUGUGGGGGCAAUCGCCUUCCGUGUUCUUCUGAUUACAUUGGGUUACUCUCUGGUGAAUACCGGGGUUUUUUUGGUCAAGUUCGGCUUCGGCGCUUUGCUCAUCUACAGCGGCUGGAAGACAGCAGCGGAUGAAGAGGAAGACCAAGAUCCCAGUAAAAAUCAGUUUAUCGCGAUGGUGACCAAAGUCUUGCCAAUCAGUGACCACUACGAGCCCGGAGGUAAUUUCUUCCUCGACGAGGAGCGGGACCAGCGGGACGAUGUGGAGCUCUUCGAUCGCGCGCGGCAGAUCGAUGCACGAGACCGAAGAGAGUCCUUGGAUGGUCUAUUGAGCACGCAGUCCAUCGACUCAGACAACGCUGGGGCCAAUCUGCCGCGCUUGGAAUCCUUCGAAGGCAGCAGCCUUUUGGAGCCCGGCGGCGCUGUCGUCCCCGCGGGCGCCGCGGGCGGCGCGGACCCCGACCGCGGCGGGACAGCGGCCUUCGUGGCGCGCGGUGUCGACGGCCGUGGCGCGCGGAAGCCGAAGGCAUCGCUGCUGCUGUUGGUGGUGAUUGCCUUGUGGAUCGUCGACCUGGUCUUUGCCAUGGACUCGGUGGCCUCCAAGCUCGCGACGGUGAAUGACCUCUACCUCAACGUCGCAUCGGCAGCCUUUGCAAUGAUGGGACUGCGGUCGUUGUACUUUCUGAUGGAGUCCUUGGUUCAAAGCUUUCAUAUGCUGAAAUAUGGCAUCGCAGCUAUCCUGGUCCUCAUUGGCCUCAAGAUGGUCUUCUCCGUGUGGUUUGAGAUUUCCAACAGUGUCACUUUCGUUUUGAUUAUCGCAAUUUGUAUCGCCAGCGCCGUGUCCUCUUACUGGUUGCCUUCAGUACGCCAAAGCUGCACGGCCCUUGUGGCGGAGGAGGACAACCUCGAGACCCUGCCGGAGGGUGAUGGCCGAGAGGGCCGGACCAGCUUUGAGGAGGUGGAAGAGUUGGAGCCCAUGACACCAUCCAGGCCGGUGGCGAUGCCGGUCAAAUUCGACGACCCUUGAGGGCAGCGAGGAGGCGAUGCCCGGGAAUCGCGAGGUCGCCGAGCGGUCGCCGAGCGGCGGUGAACCGGUCACAAGCUAAGCCGCUCUUCCAGUGUCGCCGUUCCACAGGUUGCUGAUCAGCAAGCCAACCGAUGGAGUUUGAUUUAUGGUGUUCUGUUUGUUCUGUGGGUUCAUUCUGGCCAAUUUGGCUUCAGGGAUUUUGUUGGCUCGCAGGCUGCCCUGGGCCAUGGACUUUCCAACAGGAUCAGGAUCCCGGAACUUCGUCUAUAAAAUCGGAGCACCUUUCCGGUGCCUGGAAAAGCUUUUUGAUACAGGCAUGUUGUGACUACAUAGCUAAGCUACUGGAGGUCGGGGGUUCCAAUUUUAUAGAGAUGUUGAUGUUGGGGGUUCCAAUUCUAUAGACAGUGAUAUUUUAUAUGUUUGAGGUUGAGUGCUUUGAUUCUAUAGAGGAUUAUAUGUUAGACAGACCAGCAAGAUGUCAGUGUCAGGUGUUCCGAUUCUAUAGAGGCCAUUGGCCUCUACCACUCGCCUGAACCUUGGGUGCUCUAAUUCUAUAGGUCAGACAUGUCAAGAAUCAUCCAUCUUGAAAC
This is a messenger RNA of Durusdinium trenchii, 2011 nucleotides long. The record is from the annotation of a GenBank genome assembly. Lineage: Eukaryota; Dinophyceae; Suessiales; Symbiodiniaceae.